AUGCAAGCUCUUGCAACGCCCGACAAGGCCGACCUCUUCCACCACGAGCCAAACCAGGCAGAAAGCUUCGAGCUUGCGAUAACUGCUCUCGACUCUCUGUGUCAUGAUCCUACGCAUCGAGCGACCUCCAAACCGGGGGAAGUCUCCAAGAAUGAUAGUCCUAGCUUUUCCUUUCUUUUGCAUGCUAGCAAUCCGACCCAGCCAUCUAUGGAUGCUAUUGUCGCUCGAGAGCCUGAAAGAACAUCAGAGAUGCCUGCUUGGAAACAACGUGAGACUGUCGGUUGGACCUCAGGGACGGUCGAUCCAAGUUUUCUUCUCUUUAAUCUACCAGACAUGCUUCUAGAUGAACCCCGGGACUAUGAGAAUACGGAAAACGAUCUGCUACAAUUCUCUGGCAUCUUUGGUCCGUCUGACGACUCGGCCGAUGCUCUCUCUAUGCAAAUAGUCGCUCUAUCAAACAUCCUUCAAGAAUUGACUACCAACAAGCCUCAACUUAGGGACGGGCUUGACCAAAGUUGCCAACGAGGGUUCUUUACGACAUCUCAUUUUCAGCAUGUCCUGGUCUUCGUAUUCCGUCGGAGACACUACCAUCAAGACACGAUACACUGGCCAACAUUUGAUCCUGAAAAAGCCUCACUUCACCUGCUACUAGCUGUGGUGUUGACCGGAACUGUUUAUCUUCAAUGUCUCAACCAAUCCUCUCCCUCAUCCAUCAAUACAUCACUACUCGAAUUGGCAGAAAAGUAUGUAUGCAAGGAGCUUAAAGAAUUGUCAGAUCAAGGUGUCAGUCCAGUUACUUCACGACACAUGCUUGAAAUAUGCCAAGCGGCAGUGUUGAUGAACACUCUCGAGGGCAGUGCAAACCACAUCGAAUCUCGCCGAAGAAUAGCAAGCAGAAGAAUUCCAACACUGGUCGGGGCGCUGAGAAAAGCAAAGAUGAUGAGUCUCAAACACGAGCCCGGCAAAAUCUGGGAAGAUUUUGUUCACCGAGAAACAUGUAUAAGGGUCGUUACAUGGACUUUUAUCAACGACUCGCUACUGGGGCUCUUCUGUAACCACCCGCCCAUUAUCACUACAGAGGAAAUGACUGGAGAUCUCCCAUGCCCAACUAGUAUAUGGGAGGCAGAUUCAAGCAUGGCUUUUCAAGAAAGGUCACAGCAUAGAGUAGCAAGGCCUUAUCCUUCAAGCUGCAGUGAAGCAGUAGCAGAAUUGCUUGCUGAGGACUGGACACCUGCUACUAGAGACUCCUUUGGAAAAUUAGACCAUUCAGAUCUCUUUUAUAUCACUUCAGGUAUCGGGCGCUACGUAUUUCAUCAUCGUACAUGGGACUCUCUUUGGGCGGAUGCUUACGAGCGUAUACCAAGGGAUGAGAGGAAAUGGCUCGGGAUAAAGAAGCAUACUGCCGAAGUUAUGGCUUUGUCCAGGCGGACCAUUGAGAUCAUCGAAUCUGGUGAAGCAAAGGAUUCUGCCUAUCUCCAGGAUAUUGGUACUUAUGACACGGCUGUCUUUCAUGACUUCGUUCAAAAGUUUGGACAGACAAGCCUUAGUACAGGAAAGAAUUGA
This is a messenger RNA of Fusarium subglutinans, 1563 nucleotides long. RefSeq lists its product as uncharacterized. The record is from RefSeq and is a predicted model, not a curated record. The coding region runs from base 1 to 1563 and encodes 520 amino acids. NCBI's taxonomy places the organism in Eukaryota, Fungi, Ascomycota, Sordariomycetes, Hypocreales, Nectriaceae. Gene Ontology annotation, cellular component: chromatin. Gene Ontology annotation, biological process: DNA-templated transcription; regulation of transcription by RNA polymerase II. The transcript has 4 exons. Gene Ontology annotation, molecular function: DNA-binding transcription factor activity, RNA polymerase II-specific; RNA polymerase II cis-regulatory region sequence-specific DNA binding; zinc ion binding.